AUGCCUCUCCUUGAAACAAUAGCCAUUGACAGAGCCAACAAAGAACUACAGGUAGGCCAACAUGAAGACCUGGUACGUAACCUGGAGCAUGUGGCUCGUGAUGAUGUCGCUUUGGCCGGCGGAAAGAAUUCUUCUGUAGGGGAGAUGAUCAGCGCCCUGAAGGAGAAGGGGGUAAAAGUGCCGCCGGGUUUUGCAACAUCACUGGCAUCCUGGCAGUAUGUGGACUCCAAUGCCAUACGGGAUAAGAUCGCUACACUGGUCACGGAAUGGCAGGCAACUCCGGUCGAGACUGCGUAUACAGCGCGUAAAGCUUUCCUCCGUGGCAACGCGCUGUGUGCCCUGAAGGCCCAGCAGAGUCCACGCUGUGCCACACAGUAUAUGGCCGGAGAACGCAACCCAACCCUACUCGUGGUCCCAGAUAUCGCUGAACACGCGGCGGAGCGAAUGCGUGUUCUGAAUAUCCUCGCGCAGCGACGUUAUCGUCAACGGAGAAAGGAUCGUCUACAUGCGCUGGAGUCGCGAGUUAAGAGUCCUUGGCAGGUUUCGUGA
Aspergillus steynii IBT 23096 is the source of this 549-nucleotide messenger RNA. RefSeq lists its product as uncharacterized. Lineage: Eukaryota; Fungi; Ascomycota; Eurotiomycetes; Eurotiales; Aspergillaceae. The record is from RefSeq and is a predicted model, not a curated record. The coding region runs from base 1 to 549 and encodes 182 amino acids. Gene Ontology annotation, molecular function: ATP binding; pyruvate, water dikinase activity. The transcript has 3 exons. Gene Ontology annotation, biological process: phosphorylation; pyruvate metabolic process.